Molecule: messenger RNA, 258 nt
Organism: Gryllus bimaculatus (two-spotted cricket)
Lineage: Eukaryota; Metazoa; Arthropoda; Insecta; Orthoptera; Gryllidae
Source: the annotation of a GenBank genome assembly
AUACCGCCGGCGUCUGCGCGCGCUCGCCGGCUUCGCCCUACAGGCCGCCCCCCCUUGGGCCGCCCCCGCUGGCCGCCGCCCCCGCACUUCCAUAGUCUGCCCGCCGGGCGAUCAAGGCCACCGCUGCGAGCAGCCUCUGCCCGACACGCCCCGCCACAGCACGGCACAGGCCUUUCUAGCCACACGCCGCAUAACAUCAAGCCACGCCACGUCAAGCCAUUCACGUCACUUCAAGUCAACACUUCGUCACGUCAAGCC